Zea mays is the source of this 201-nucleotide messenger RNA. RefSeq names its product 16.9 kDa class I heat shock protein 1. Lineage: Eukaryota; Viridiplantae; Streptophyta; Magnoliopsida; Poales; Poaceae. The record is from RefSeq and is marked provisional.
GAAGGAGGACAAGGGCGACAAGUGGCACCGCGUGGAGCGCAGCAGCGGCCAGUUCGUGCGGCGCUUCCGCCUGCCGGAGAACGCCAAGACGGAGGAGGUGAGGGCCGCGCUGGAGAACGGCGUGCUCACGGUCACCGUGCCCAAGGCCGAGGUCAAGAAGCCCGAGGUGAAGAGCAUCCAGAUCUCCGGCUGAAGAAGACA